This is a messenger RNA of Symbiodinium natans, 1779 nucleotides long. The record is from the annotation of a GenBank genome assembly. Lineage: Eukaryota; Dinophyceae; Suessiales; Symbiodiniaceae.
AUGUUGUCUGCUGGCAGUACCGGGUGCGUCGGGAGCAGAUGUGAAAAAGCUGAGGGCCAGGCCGAUGCCGGAGCGAUGCUCAAUUCUUUUACCCGAUUUUACCAGCAAGAGUUGGCCAAAGAAGAUUCUGAGCCACUCGAUGUACGCACGGCCGGAAAAUUGACCUGUGCUGUGCUCCAGCAUGACCUUCUUGCGGCAGGAUGGGCGGUGAACCUGGAUUGUGGCAAAGUAUUACCACAGCGAUUGCAGACACCGGCAAAGAGAAAGAAGACGGCCCAGAGCGACCAGAGGUGGCCGGAAGAAGCUACGAACGAUGAUGGGACCAGGAGCUCCCCGGAAACUUUGGCUGACUUCUUCAGCUGCAGAAAGGCCGUGUCUCCACGCCGGAGGUCCCCCGUGACUCCGACGAAGACGGCAGCUAGCCAGCUUCCUAGUCAGGAGAGCCCCUCAACUCCAACCCGCGGCCUCGGCCACGUGCACGGAUUCCGAGCUCCGCUCCACGGCAUCAGGCUCCGCGCACUUUGCCUUCAAUCAACUCCAGAGGACCGAGCCAAAGACCGAAAGAGAAAGCGGAAGUCGAAGCAUGGCAAGGCUUUGGCCCAGCAAAAGGCGAGGCAGCCAGAGGCCCCGGAAAAGCCUUCGGGCAAGUUGCGCAGAUCCUGUGCGACAGCGCCGGGCAUGGCCCCGAUGGUACGCGAAGCGCCAGCCAAGACCCAGCCGGCGGAGAACAAGGAGGAUGCACAGCAACCACCUCCGACUGGUGAGUGCGCGCCUACAGCACAACCAGGCAGAAGUCGAAGCAGGAGCAAGACGCGGGACGAGCGCAUGCACCCGAAGCUCUGCUCGGUCAUGUUCCAUGCCGCCGCAUGUGCUCGUCGAGCCCCAGUCCCCAUCGACAGCAGCAAUUCCCUGCCUAUCAAAGGUGAAGAUGCUGAACCCAGCUUCGAGUCUUUUGGGACCCAGAAGGCCUGCAACCUGCGUCCGCGCGUCAAGCUCCGCACCCCCGCAGAGGCUCCUCGCGUGAAACGACACGCAGAGUCAGUGGAACUUCGCGUUCUCGACCUCCAGCGCUUGCGACCGAUUGCCCAGGUGGAGGCGAAAUUCAUCGUUGCCUACCGGGAGCCUGACCUUGAUCAAGGUGAAUCGUCGGCGCGGCUUCUGAUUAUCGAUCAGCAUGCAGCCGCCGAACGGGUCGACCUGGAGCGUCUUCAGCGGCAGACGCUCGCCGAAGACAGCCAGGAUACAAUCAACGUGGUGCAGGUCCAUGGCAGCGGAACCUGGCUGACCCUGGCGAAGGAGGAAGCCCGGUGGCUGCAAAGAUACAAGGCGCAUGCAGAGCGGUGGGGCUUCCGCUGGCGAGCUCAAGGCGGCUUGAAUGAUGGCACGUUGCCUGAUGAAGUUGUUGUAACUCACGUUCCCAACAUCCUCGGGACCAUGUUGGCACCGAGGGAUCUCAAAGCAGUGUUGGCUUCAGCCGAUGCCACCAGUGUCGACGGCAAACCUGCCCUUCCGCCUGUCGUGCUGCACAUCCUCGCUUUCAAAGCUUGCCGGGGCGCUAUCAAGUUUGGAGAUUCGCUGUCACAGGUGCAGAUUCAAGCAUUGCUUCGAGAUUUGAGCUCGUGCAAGUUUCCAUUUCAGUGCGCGCAUGGACGUCCGACGGUGUACCCACUGCACAUGGGCUCGGCAAACCACAGGUGGAGCAGGCCGACUGGUCCAGCACCACUUCAAGGUGCACUUUGCCAGCAGACUCGAGGAUGUUCGCCAUCCGAAAAGCACUAA